CCUCUCUCACCCUCUCACUCCUCCAUCACCACACAGAGCCCGUUUUGUUUCCAAUCCUCAACUCACAAGCAUGGGUUGUGGAUCUUCGCGGUCUCUUCCUCCCGCAAUCCCGCCCUCGUCACCAUCCCCCGUGCGUGAGGCGUCUCCUAGCGGCCUCCAAUCGUCUUUUUUCCUCCGAGUCCGAUUCAGCAACAACUAUGACCGGCACACAUACACCAUCCACCCAGACCCCAAGUCACCGCUCUGCUCGCUCUCGCCGGGGAUGUCGUCGGCCACUUGCGACGACACACCAAUCGACACCUAUGCCUUUAUCUUUUCACGCGGUCGCAUCUCGCCCCGGUGCGACACACCGGUCAUCUCGGUCAACGGUCUCGUCUCGGCCAUGCAGAUCAAGUUCGACGAUCUAGCCAUCACCGAAGACACCGAAUGGGUGGUUCAGGACGGCAAUUCGUACUCGGUCGUCGUCAUCUCGUCGGUGACCGGCAUCCGUGCCUCGGUUACGCACGCCUGGCGUCUGCGCGUCAAUGGUACUGAGACCGAGUUCUCGCACGCCGCCCACUCUGACCUACAACCCGGCGAUGUCAUCGAUCUCGAGUAUGUCCGUCGCACAAACCUCGCCUAUACGCGCACCCUCAACGCCCCGGGCUCAAGCCUGGACUUCUCGGACAACAAGUCCAGCAUCGAUUUUCUUCUCAAGUCAUCCGCAAACCACACGUCGUCCAGCACUGGAAGCGGCGAUGACUCGGAAGACUCCCGCCCCAUCUCGGACUACUCCCGCGUCACAACCCGCCUAUCAUCCCAGCGCAAAGCGAGCGGUGGCUUUAUUGUCUAUCGCACUGUCAGCGCGGACUCGUUGGUCUCCCUCUCGUAGUCAUAACCACCACUCUGCUCUCAUCGGCAA
Molecule: messenger RNA, 901 nt
Organism: Thecamonas trahens ATCC 50062
Lineage: Eukaryota; Apusomonadida; Apusomonadidae
Exons: 1
Coding region: 71-871 (266 amino acids)
Source: RefSeq, a predicted model, not a curated record